Molecule: messenger RNA, 705 nt
Organism: Lentinula edodes (shiitake mushroom)
Lineage: Eukaryota; Fungi; Basidiomycota; Agaricomycetes; Agaricales; Omphalotaceae
Exons: 1
Coding region: 1-705 (234 amino acids)
Source: RefSeq, a predicted model, not a curated record
AUGGUGGCUUGUUGUGGACUUACUGCAGCAUAUGAUCCUCGGAUCGAACAUUAUCUCGAAUGCACAGGAUACCCAGGUGGGGGUGGAAGAAGUGUUACGGAAAUUUCAAAGGAGCUAUAUUGUCAGCCCUUUUCAGCCCUCGAAGAAUCUCAACGCAGGCAGGUAAUAAUUACCCAGGAGUUGUCACAUACUUGGGUGAACAAGCAUCAUCUUACUCCGCCUACAAUCUAUUCACAUGCCUGUACCAAAGAAAUUGAAGAUACCUCCCCUCAACCUCUUCUUCCAUGCAUUGAAUGUCGUGCAAUCUAUAAGUCUCGCAUUUUCAAGAAUGCAAUUCGCCGCCCAAAGCCUCUUGACAAAAAUUUCAUUCAUACUAAUCACCGAUAUCAACCAGCCUUUCUUGGAAAAAUCUAUGCGCGAAGUAUCAGUGUGAGAGAGCUUUUGGAGGAGAAGUCCAAAAACACACCUUUUGUUCGAUAUGCUUUGGGUGUACUUCAGGGGAAGUAUGAUGAUGAGGUUUUUGAGGGGUUGACCCAAGCAAUCCUGACGAAGUACGAUAAGGAAGAACGGGGUGUGGGCAUGCAAAACUUCAAGUAUUCACCUGCCUAUGAGGACUUCGUGAAUAUUAUCAGAAUCACCAGUCCAGCUGCAUACCGCACUUUCAAAGAAUGGUUCCCUGCAAAGUCAUUUGAAAGCUUUCGGUAA